Molecule: messenger RNA, 1145 nt
Organism: Colias croceus (clouded yellow)
Lineage: Eukaryota; Metazoa; Arthropoda; Insecta; Lepidoptera; Pieridae
Exons: 3
Coding region: 85-1074 (329 amino acids)
Source: RefSeq, a predicted model, not a curated record
ACUCUCAUAGUAGCUGCAGCAGUCACACGUCAUUGCCUCGCUGCGUUGUCACGCGAUCAUUGAUAUUUUGGAAAUAGACUUAAAAUGUUGCAUUUUUUAGUCCUAACCCUUUUAUACAAAUCAGCAUACUGCGCAAGCUAUCAGCGCUACGAUGAAACUACCCAAAGUCAAUUCCCAUACAAAACGAAUUAUCAAAGUGACAUAUCACCUUUUCCAGCAGUGACACGAUACCCAAAUUAUAGCCCGGGAUAUUCGACCAGUAGAUCAAAUGUAUAUGGAGGCGCCGGUUCUGGGAACGUAUUUUUUCAGUCUGGUUACUCAACGGCGCGAUAUGGCGCGGGAGGAGAUUACGGAAAAACCAGACAGGGUAAUUACGGUUACGGUGCCAUAAGCCCGUACGAGAGACCUUUCAUGCAAUACGGGAACGAUUAUUGUGUAAAUAGAACUCCACAGAAUGGAAUUUGGAUAGACAGUUUAACAGGCAUGUGGUAUGGAGUUGAAUUAAUUCAACAUUUAGCCGGGGAUUCAAGAGUUGAAUAUGCAAGAUCCUGCAUUGUCAUCCAUAUUUCGGAACCAAACGAUAAGCCAUCUACAGAUGGCCAAUUGUAUCACGUGCAGGCGCUGAACGCGAAAUUCCGUCAGGACUACCGGAACCUGAGAUUGUUGUGGGAUGAGGCGGGACAAUCAAUUGAAUAUGCUCUUUACUUCCGAAACGACUCAGCUGGCUACUGGCAGGCAUUUGACGUGCAAAAUGGUACGCUUGCUGCUCGGCCGUCCUAUCAGCAAUUUACGGGAACGGUGCAGGUACUCAAAGCUGUGAAUGAUCAUCUGGUACUCAAUUUCUGUCAAGAAGGUACCACUAAUGUACCAGCACAGCUCUAUUCCGUGCUUUUCUCAAGGGAGCCAGGUCAAAUGGCGCGGUGGGAAAUCGAUUCUGUUCAUUCCAUGUUACAGAAUAAGAAACUGUCAGUAGCAUCAAGGCGAAUGGUUUGCGGGAAUGGUGCUGAAAAACAAAUGUAUAGUGUAAUAUUUUCUAUACUAUCUGUUUUCUUUGCUGUUAUAGCAUCUUUUUAAAACAUUAUUUAAUUAAAGUAAACGUUACCCAGACUUUACGAAUGUAAUGACUUAAUUUUUUUAAUGAUUAA